AUGAAGUUUCUACUUAUUGUAUUGGCUCUUUUUGUAUUAGCAAAAGAGGGAAGAAGUCUCGAUGCAUUCGACAUUGUCGAUAAAUAUUGUGCUACAAAAGACCAAGACGCUAUAAAAAAGUGUAUGGCAGAAAGUGGAAAAUCAAAGCUCUUCAUUCAUUUUGAAAGUUGUGCCAGACCACUACGAAGACACGUCAGCAAUAGCAAAGAAACGUCCAAAUUUAUCUGCAAAGAGGCAAACGAAAAGGAGGAUUUCUUAAUCCGAUGCUGCUUGGCCUACAAGCUGAGAAAGGACAGAGAUUCUUCGCUUCCUCGAAUCUUCGAGGCGUGUGUGAAUAGAGUUCAAUCUGAAGUCACGUCUCAACCUAUAAUGCAGCAACAGGGUUAUAUACCUAAUGGGCAACAACUCGGGUAUUUGUCAUCAGUUCAACAAGGAUCUAUAUCUCAACCGAAUGCACCGGUUGGAGGUGUCGAUGAUGAUAUUCCAUAUUUAGGACUGUACUAAGAAAGCUGACGAAGAACUUAUUUAUUUAAAUUAAUUUUUAUAUUUACGAUAUUGUAAAUUAUCUUUACUACGAUUUUCAAUAAAGAUUCUCAGAAUUCCUUGCA
Messenger RNA from Centruroides sculpturatus (bark scorpion), 608 nucleotides. RefSeq lists its product as uncharacterized. NCBI's taxonomy places the organism in Eukaryota, Metazoa, Arthropoda, Arachnida, Scorpiones, Buthidae. Bases 1 to 504 code for a protein of 167 amino acids. The transcript has 6 exons. The record is from RefSeq and is a predicted model, not a curated record.